GGCCCUGCGGGCUGCCCAUGAGCGCAAACACGAUGAUCUUCAUGAUUCUGGGGGCGUCGGUAGUGAUGGCCAUCGCCUGCUUGAUGGACAUGAACGCGCUGCUGGACAGAUUCCACAAUUACAUCCUCCCGCACCUGCGGGGCGAGGACCGCGUCUGUCAUUGCAACUGUGGGAGGCACCACAUCCACUACGUGAUCCCCUACGACGGGGACCAGUCUGUGGUCGACUCCUCAGAGAACUACUUUGUGACAGACAACGUGACCAAGCAGGAGAUUGACCUGAUGUUGGGCCUGCUGCUGGGAUUCUGUAUCAGCUGGUUCCUGGUGUGGAUGGAUGGGGUCCUGCACUGCGCUGUGCGGGCCUGGAGGGCCAGUCGCCGCUUUGACAACUCAUGGUCCUGGCUCCCCAAAUUCUGCAGUCUGAAAGACUUCCGGAAACGACCCCACCGGCCAUAUGAGGAGCCCACAGGAAACAUGGUGCACAUCAAACAGAAGCUUUACCACAAUGGCCACCCUAGCCCCCGGCACCUCUGAGCCCCUGCCUUGGCUUAGUUAAGCCCACGGAGGGACUUGGGACACACGGACAGACCAUUGGACCACAGGGUGGACGCUGCCCAGUGUCUAUGGCUAUAUUCCCUGGGGGCCUGAGGCCAAGCUCUAUGGACCUACAGCUGGCAGGGCCCCCCCUAUGUGGCCAGGAGCCAACCUGGCCCUGACCCUGGCCUGCUUGGGCCCCAGCACUGGACCUCUGUACAUAUGUAAGAAGGAUCUUUGCUUAUAAACCCUUCCCCCACCCCCAGGGGGCUAUACAGCCCAACCCCUCAGACCCU
This is a messenger RNA of Trichosurus vulpecula (common brushtail), 829 nucleotides long. RefSeq names its product transmembrane protein 240 (gene TMEM240). The coding region runs from base 18 to 533 and encodes 171 amino acids. The transcript has 4 exons. The record is from RefSeq and is a predicted model, not a curated record. Lineage: Eukaryota; Metazoa; Chordata; Mammalia; Diprotodontia; Phalangeridae.